AUGGCAGCUGAGUUAGCAAUUAUAACAAACGAAGAUGAGCAUUAUAAUGGCAAGAUCACCCUGCUUGUGGUGACAUCUUGUAUGGUUGCUGCCACGGGAGGCAUUAUUUAUGGCUAUGAUAUUGGGAUUUCAGGUGGAGUAACUUCAAUGGAACCAUUUCUCAAGAAAUUCUUCCCAGAAGUGUACACUAAAAUGAAAGAAGAUACCAAAACCAGCAACUACUGCAAAUUUGAUAGCCAACUUUUGACAACAUUUACAUCCUCACUCUAUAUAGCUGGCCUUGUAGCUUCCUUCUUUGCCUCUUCAGUCACCAGAGCAUUCGGCCGAAAGCCUUCAAUCCUUGUAGCUGGUGCCUUAUUCCUUUUUGGUUUGGCCCUAGGCGGUGCCGCUACUAAUAUCGUCAUGCUAAUAUUUGGUCGCAUCUUGCUUGGUGUUGGGGUUGGCUUUGCAAACCAGUCAGUCCCACUUUAUCUCUCAGAAAUGGCACUACCUAGACACAGAGGAGCUUUCAACAUUGGCUUCCAAUUAUGUGUUGGCAUUGGAGUAUUAUCAGCUAACCUCAUCAACUUUGGCACCGAAAAGAUCACGGGCGGCUCUGGCUGGCGAAUCUCCCUAUCCUUGGCAGCAGUCCCAGCUUCAAUACUAACUUUAGGUGCUCUUUUCCUGCCAGAAACACCCAACAGCUUUAUCCAAAGCACCAACGACCACCAAAUAGCCAAGUCAAUGCUACAACGAACACGAGGAUGCGAAGAUGUCCAAGCAGAACUGGAUGAUCUCAUCAAAGCAAGUGACAAUUCAAAAACCAUCAAAUACCCUUUUAAGAAAUUGAUGCAAAGAAAAUAUAGGCCUCAACUUGUUAUGGCAAUUGCCAUGCCAUUCUUUACACAAGUGACUGGGAUCAAUGUCUUCUCAUUUUAUGCCCCGAUACUUUUUAGAACACUUGGUUUAAGUGAAAGCAUGUCACUCUUGUCAGCUGUGAUGAGCACGGGCGCUGCGGGUACCAGCGCGACGUUUAUAUCAAUGCUUAUGGUGGACAAAUUAGGCAGAAGAGCUCUGUUUGCAAUAGGGGGAAUUCAAAUGUUUGUGUCACAAGUUAUAGUAGGGAGCAUAAUGGCAGCUGAGCUAGGUGACAUUGGUGGAAUGAACAAAGGGUAUGCAUAUUUGGUGCUGAUCUUUGUGUGUGUGUAUGUAGCUGCGUUUGCUUGGUCAUGGGGCCCACUAGGGUGGCUGAUCCCAAGUGAGAUUUUCCCAUUGGAGAUAAGAUCAGCUGGGCAAAGUGUUACAGUGGCAGUAAACUUUGUGUCGACUUUUGUUAUUGCUCAAUCAUUUCUGUCCAUGCUUUGUCACUUCAAGUCUGGUAUUUUCUUCUUUUUUGGAGGUUGGGUUAUGGUGAUGACUGGUUUUGUGUACCUCUUGUUGCCUGAGACUGCAAAUAUUCCUAUUGAGAAGAUGGAUAGGGUGUGGAGAGAGCAUUGGUUUUGGAACAGAUACGUGGGACAAGUGAGGGAGGAUAGUAAUUAAUUAAGCUGUAAUUAAUGAUGUGGUAAAUUUAUUGUUAACCCAUCUAACCAAAAAGGUUAGAGGUUAAUUGGAUUGUACCACUUUAGGGUUAUUGGCAUGAUGUA
Prunus dulcis (almond) is the source of this 1625-nucleotide messenger RNA. Its product is annotated as hexose carrier protein HEX6-like. Gene Ontology annotation, cellular component: membrane. The transcript is spliced from 3 exons. Gene Ontology annotation, biological process: monosaccharide transmembrane transport. Lineage: Eukaryota; Viridiplantae; Streptophyta; Magnoliopsida; Rosales; Rosaceae. The record is from RefSeq and is a predicted model, not a curated record. Gene Ontology annotation, molecular function: monosaccharide transmembrane transporter activity. The coding region runs from base 1 to 1521 and encodes 506 amino acids.